Messenger RNA from Haliotis rufescens (red abalone), 3109 nucleotides. Its product is annotated as peptidyl-alpha-hydroxyglycine alpha-amidating lyase 2-like. The coding region runs from base 192 to 1313 and encodes 373 amino acids. Gene Ontology annotation, cellular component: extracellular region; membrane. The record is from RefSeq and is a predicted model, not a curated record. Gene Ontology annotation, molecular function: catalytic activity; protein binding. NCBI's taxonomy places the organism in Eukaryota, Metazoa, Mollusca, Gastropoda, Lepetellida, Haliotidae. The transcript has 10 exons. Gene Ontology annotation, biological process: peptide metabolic process.
CUGUCAGUGCGUCAUUGACAAUUACUAAUAUUAUGAUAAUCGUAGUGGCUCCAUUUUGGACGGUGGUCGGUGUGUUGUGACUCGGUGUGUUGUCGUAUGGUAGAAGAUUACAAAGUCCUUAUCUACAAUCAACGUCCGGCCUGAAUAUUCUCUUGGUGAAAGUGUGGUCUCUCAGUCGACUUUGGCGAGCCAUGUCGCCGUUCCUAGCAGCGUGUGUGUGUGCCAUAUUUGUCACUUCGGCUGCUUAUCCCUACUACCGCGACUUGCCCGAGGAACUAAUUGACGAAUACUUGGCCUACAGAGACGCACCUCAAGCCCAGCUGCAGUCCCAGGGCCCGGUGGUCAACCCCAAAUGGCCCUCUUCCUCUAUCAAGCUGGGUCAGGUGACGGGGGUGGAGGCAGGCCCCGGGGGUGAUGUCUACCUGUUCCACAGAGGCAGCAGGCGCUGGACCGUGGAGUCUUUCCUGCCCAACAACACCUACGCUCAGAAGGACCAGGGCCCCAUCCCCGAGGACACCAUCGUCAUCGUGAACGGCAGGACCGGCAAGCAGGUGGCAGCCCGGGGGGCCAACACGUUCUACAUGCCACACGGUCUGACACUUGAUAACCAUGGCAACCUGUGGGUGACUGACGUCGCGCUUCACCAGGUGAUGAGAUUCCCAAAGGGUGCCAAGGAACCGGAUAUGGUACUCGGGGUUAAGUUCGAACCCGGAAGUGACAACGAACACUUCUGUAAGCCGACAGAUGUCGCUGUGGCCAGUAAUGGAGACUUCUUCGUCUCAGACGGUUACUGCAACAGCAGAAUCAUGAAAUAUUCCAAGGAAGGGAAACUUCUGAAGACAUGGGGCGAGAAAGCGAGCGGCAGUUUGACGGACAUGGCCCUGCAGGUCCCCCAUAGCCUGGCCCUGGUGGAGAAGGAGGACUUGAUCUGUGUGGCCGACAGAGAGGAUGCCAGAGUACAGUGUUUUAACGCCGGUCUGAAAGACGCCACCAAGACUGGACAGUUUAUCAAGACGCUGUUCCCUCAAAACGCCAUCGGCAACGUCUACGCCAUCACAUACGACCCUACAGGUGAUGUCAUCUACGCCGUGGUGCACCCGGAGACGAACGCGGACCACGCCCGGGGGUACACCAUCUCCCUGGACGGCCGGGGACUUGAGGAGUGGUGGAUCGACAACACGCACCGGAGCUUGCCUCAUGACGUCUCCGUUUCCCAUGACGGUAGCGACAUCUACGUGGGUGACAUCUCAAGAGACACGGCAGUCAAACUGGAGCGGUCGCAGCCAGUCGCGCCCCAGAAGUAUAUGGGAUAAAUGGUGGUAUUUGAGGGGUGGGGUGGGGUGGGAUGUGGUUGGGGGCAGGAGACUUGAAGAAAAAAGACCGGUGUGUAGAAACAAUAUGAGAACCAAUGGUAGAUGAAGCGAGGGUGGUAAACAAUGGGUGUUGCAGAGGGGAGGGAUGGUGGUGGUAGGUGAAUGGGAGGGGGAUGGAGAAAGGUGUAGGGGUUGAAAUAUCUAAGAUGACAAACUAUGGAAGCUGUUCAACGUCAGUGGCGUUCUAUUGUUAUGAUUAUAAUAUUCACACUGUACAAAAGAAGGAGAAAUCUGAUUUAAGAAGGGAUAUGCUUCUACAGUUUGUCAAAUUGAAGGUCGAUCUUCAAAAAAUUAUUUUUGUUGUUAUAUUGAUAUUUUACCUAAACAGUCUGUGAUUCUAGGCGUAGAUAUGCACAAAUAGCCGAAGUGUUAACCCCGACAGUGUGUGUCCUGUCGUUUGUAAACAAUAUCGACUCUCCUCAUAACGCAUCAGCUUGUCAACAGUACUCUGGCUGUAACACAAUGUCAAGGUAACAAGCUUGUGUGUGGACAAACAACUAACAUGACCUAUUGAAAUUUUAAAGGAAGAUUUGAAUGAUCUUGCAUUACGUUCCAUUGCAGAAUUACCAGUUUGUAAUAAAUUACACUGCUUUGGUUUACCACUAAAACGACACACCACACAAGCACUAUGUCAACUUGUCGUUAUGUAUGUCCUGUUGUAGUCACCGUAGAGACAAUUAUAAACUGAUCGCUGAUGCUGCCACUGAACUACGUGUAUUUGUCUUGACGUGUAGCUUGUGUUAUGGUAUAUAUAUAUCAUGUGAUAUUCGUUUCUAUUCUCAAAUGCGUCACAAAAUGCACGUUAAUCGUUGCAAUAAUGAAACACUGGCCCACAUUACCACUGUACAAUAUGGUACACCGGCUUAAAAGCAAGUGUAUUCUUGCCCAUUUCUUACUGUGUCACAAACUCCCCCAAACUUAUAUUUUUCCACACCCCGAUUUUCAAACAUGAAAACUACAUAGUGCCGGUAUGGACACCCACUCCACUCAGCAACUUACAAAUGACACACCUCUUUUCUUCUUAAUAUUGUAUCACACGCAGAAAACAAUGUACCCUCUUAGCAAUAUUCUUCCACCACCCAUCCCAAUUCAAGCGUUCUCACAAAAUGCAUACCUUGAUUUCAAACACUCGAAAUUCUAUUUUUCACAAUAUCGUUUUUCUUUUUCCAACACUUAAGUUACACACGUGAUACACUUUUCAAAACUCCAAGUCACCUCAGCCAAAAUCAAAAUUUAACAUAGCUCAACAUACGUUUAUACACUACCUGUAUACAUAACAAACUUAACAGUAUGGUACACAAGUAGUUUAUAACUGCUGAUAACCACCUCAUGUGAUACAAUGUAUCUAUAUUAUACAUUCGAACAGGACUAUUCAGAAUAUACUAUUCACAAUUUCACCAAUGGCUGCCAGAUAUGCACGCUUCUAGGUGUUCUGUAUAUAUAUGUUGAAGUACUUCUGUUCAAAUAUUCUCAUGUAGAUAGUCGCUGUCUUGUAAAAGUGACACGAGCAUUUUCUAUAAUGGACCUUUGCUUGUGUCACAUCUGUUGAAAAUAGAACCUGAUUAAGUUGCGCUCUCAGGGAUAGUACAACAAAGACAUUUGAAAUUAAGUAACAAUUUGACAGUGCAAAGCCUAUGAAUUGAAACAUUUUAACAACUCUCAUUGAACCUUCAGAUAUCUAUCUCGUAUAUUUUUGUCGUUAAAUAAAUAUAUGAAAUAAAGACAAAUUAAAGUUU